GUUGUAGCUGCUGCUGCUGUUGCUGCGGCUGCUGCUGCUGCUGUCGGCGUUGCCGCACCGUUUUUUUUAACGAAGUGACAAUGAAAUUUCAUUCAAACACGUUUCACGCCUUCGAUCGGUCGUUCAAACGGAUUGCGAUCCAUUCCAUUCCCGACGCGUUUCGUGUUUUCUUCUACUCGAAACAACAACAAUAAGUCUGAUCGUUUUCAGAUCACUUAUAAGCAUAACAAGUUGCAAUGUAAAUACACAAAUACAUAAGUAGUAGUUAUUACAGCGACAGGUGCGAGAAUAACUGCUAACAAAGGCUGCUAAUUUAUUAAGGUAUUCAAAUAGCUUUAAAAUGAAAGUGCCCGCGCGCGACUCCAAAUAUUCGUUUAACUUGAAAAUAUUCAAAUUACAUAACGACAAAAAAAUAGCAGCAACGCCAACAACCCAACCACACACCAAUUCAGCGAAUACCCAAAUGAUCUCGGCUAAACGAAAUUCAUGGCGCGCUUCGUGGCGUGCCGCAAUUGGGGUCGGUAAAAGAAACAAAUCCGUCAACAAUACCUCCAGUAACAGCAUCAGCAACAACCACAACAAUAUCAAUGACAGCAAUCUGAUACGAUCAACCACGAACGGUGAAAAUUGGCCAAAUGAAUCGUGCAAUAAUCAAUCCCAUCUGAUGGAUCCCGCCAAACACAUUCCGAAUAGUGAUGAUUUGAUGUCGAUGCCAUGGUUUGGCAUGGAUAUCGGCGGAACACUUACGAAAUUGGUAUACUUCGAGCCAAAGGAUAUAACGCCCGAUGAGCAGGAUUGCGAGGCGGGGAUAUUACGUAAUAUCCGACGAUAUCUAACCAAAAAUUCGGCAUAUGGCAAGACCGGACAUCGCGACACGCACUUGCAGAUGGAUAAUGUUGAGAUCAGAAAGCGAAGAGGAUCUCUACAUUUUAUACGCUUCCAGACAACAGACAUGGGCAACUUUCUAUCGCUGGCCAAGCAGAAGGGAAUGGCGGAGCUGGUGACCACUGUGUGUGCCACCGGCGGUGGUGCGUUCAAAUUCGAGAAGGAUUUCCGUGAUCAGGUGAAUAUGAAGCUGGCCAAGUUCGAUGAGCUGGACACGCUCAUCAAGGGCAUACUCUUUGCCGAUAUGCACAAUUUUACGGAAUGCUACUACUAUGAGAAUGCGCGAGAGAUUAUGAAGAGCGAGAAGCGUGCCUUUAACUUUUCGCAGCCGUUUCCCUUUAUACUGGUGAAUGUUGGUUCAGGUGUAUCCAUUCUGGCUGUAUACGGACCGGACAACUAUAAACGCAUUUCGGGCACCAGCUUGGGCGGUGGGACAUUCCUGGGUUUGUGUUGCCUUCUCACCGGCUGCACAACGUUCGAGGAGGCCAUUCAAUUGGCCACCAAGGGUGACAAUCGCAAAGUGGACAAACUGGUCAAGGACAUCUAUGGUGGUGACUACAAUCGGUUCAGCUUGCCCGGUGACUUAGUGGCGUCCAGCUUCGGUCAGAUGCAUAUAAACGACAAACGCCAUUCGGUGUCCAGAGAGGAUCUGGCCAAUGCCACGCUUGUCACAAUCACCAACAAUAUUGGCUCAAUAGCGCGAAUGUGCGCAUUGAAUGAAAAGAUCGAUAGGGUCGUCUUUGUGGGCAACUUUCUGCGAGUGAAUCCCAUUUCGAUGAAAUUGCUUGCAUACGCCAUGGAGUUCUGGUCAAAUGGCACUAUGAAGGGUUUGUUCCUGGAGCAUGAAGGUUACUUUGGCGCCUUGGGCUGCCUGCUUCAGUUCAAUGGCGAACUGGCUGCCGCUCUCAACGAGGGCAUCGAUCAUCCACAACAGCCAGACACAGAUACACUCACUCACUCCCAAAUACACUCUGCAGCGGAGCCGUCCACAGACGAAUGUCCAGCCGAAGCGGACAAGCCAAAUGAUAACACAAAUCCUACAACCAGAUAGUCGUUUACAUCAUACGCUUCAGUAAAUCAACUGUAUCAUAUACGUAAUGCAUCGGGAACCGGACGAAGCCAAAAUAUGGAAUGAUAAUAGAUGUAUUCGGGUGCAUUUCCGCGAUAAUUUGCAUUACAUUUUUUUCUUGGAUUAAGUUUACACAUGUAGAGGAUGCACAAAUUGUAAAUGUAUGGAAUUAAACAACAAAAAAAAAACAUUUAAAAAAAGAAGAAAAAUGGAUUAAGUGCCUGUUAAAACGCAACAAAAUUAAGGCUUCAAUGUAUGCUAAAUAAUUGUUACUUAAUUGCAACACACAACUUGAUGCCAAAUGUCAGCACGUUACAGUUGUUAUUAUUGGAUUCCUAUUCAAUUUUGUUGUUUUCCAAUAAUGUAAGCACAUGUAUAGAUAUAAAAAAGUAUUACUAAUACUUUAAUUGGCCGUUCGACUGUGCGAUUGUAAUUUGUACUCUCUUAAACUAUAUAAAUUACAUAUGAAAUAGUUCAGAUGUUCAGAGAAUAUAUAUCCUACUUUCCGUAGCUAUUCGGUUAGAAUUCAAAUAUUGCACACACACAAUACACAUAAAUAACUGCAUGAAAUACAAAUAGUUAAAAUACAUAUGCGCAUUAUAAUAUAUGCACUUUUACAUCUAUAAGUUUUUACCUUUUGGGACAAAUGUAUGUUUUCGGUGGCACUCCUACGGCUUCUUUGUUUGUUUAGCAUAAGUUUUGUGGUCUAUUAUUGUAAGAUUUUACCUUGUCGACUAUUUCAAUAAGAUGGUCAAUUCAAUUUGUACAUCGAAACUAUUUUGAUUGGAUUUAAAACAGCCGCAUGUCAAAUGCAAAUAAAUCUAUUAUCUUAA
Messenger RNA from Drosophila grimshawi, 2787 nucleotides. It is a transcript of the gene fbl, whose product is annotated as pantothenate kinase 3. Gene Ontology annotation, cellular component: cytosol; nucleus. The transcript is spliced from 7 exons. Gene Ontology annotation, molecular function: pantothenate kinase activity; ATP binding. Gene Ontology annotation, biological process: coenzyme A biosynthetic process. Lineage: Eukaryota; Metazoa; Arthropoda; Insecta; Diptera; Drosophilidae. The record is from RefSeq and is a predicted model, not a curated record. Bases 341 to 1936 code for a protein of 531 amino acids.